Aegilops tauschii subsp. strangulata is the source of this 794-nucleotide messenger RNA. The record is from RefSeq and is a predicted model, not a curated record. Lineage: Eukaryota; Viridiplantae; Streptophyta; Magnoliopsida; Poales; Poaceae.
AUGCCCAGACGUUACUCUAAAAAAAGGAAAGGAGACGCACGAACUCGAUAUCUCUUCCCGUUCCCCAUUUUCUCUCCUGGUGCUGGCCAAGCGGCGGCGCCGCCGCCUCCCGUCUUCUCGUCGUUCUCGGAGGAUGAGGGCACGAAGGAUGUGGCUGUACCGUCGUGCCCUCCACCUGCGCCGGCUUAUCAACGGGACCUUGCGCGGCUCCCUCUUAUUUCAGCUCCGCCCGCGCCCGCGCCACCGUCGACGGCGCGGCUUCGGCGUCCCCGGUGGCUCCUGUCCGACGCCUACAGCGCUUCCUCGCGCGGAUGCAGCGGGCUCCUGGCCGGUAGAGGAGGAGUUGGAUGCAGAUUGUUCCACGGCGUGGUCCUGCUCGCCGCCGACGAGGCCCUGCGAGGGGCGAGGAGACGGCUCCACUGCUCCGAGCUCCUCCGACGUACUGCUGCUGGUGCCAUGGAGGGGGAGAGGGCCAUAUACGCCUAUGGUUGUCCUUAGAAGCAUGAGGUCAUUGUUGAUUCUAAAUUUGAUUUGUACAUACCUGGGUCGAUGUUUUUGACGUCAGCGGCGAUACCGGCGAGGCAAUGUGGAAAGCUGGAUUGUUAAGAAGAAUCGACCAAGGACUUGAUAUAUAUUGGAUUAAGGGGAUUGUACAUGUACUAGCACAGAUGCCCGUGCGUUGCAACGGGAGAUUUUUUGACGUGAAUUCAAAUUUAGUGAGAAUUGUUAAAGCUUGUUCAUUUCACCAACUUGCUUCGUGCGCACCUUCUUCAAGUCAAUUUUGACAAAGCGCU